This is a messenger RNA of Sardina pilchardus (European sardine), 3149 nucleotides long. It is a transcript of the gene kif3cb, whose product is annotated as kinesin family member 3Cb. Gene Ontology annotation, biological process: mitotic spindle organization; microtubule-based movement; spindle elongation. The coding region runs from base 338 to 2635 and encodes 765 amino acids. Gene Ontology annotation, cellular component: microtubule associated complex. Gene Ontology annotation, molecular function: microtubule motor activity; ATP binding; microtubule binding. The transcript has 8 exons. The record is from RefSeq and is a predicted model, not a curated record. Lineage: Eukaryota; Metazoa; Chordata; Actinopteri; Clupeiformes; Clupeidae.
GCAAGGAGGGGACCACGGAGGUACAGAGGUGGGCUGGGCUGGGCUGGGCUGUCAGCGUUGGGUCCUUCCUGUAGCAUCCUUUUCAUUGUAUCAUAUUCCUUAUCAAUUCUAGCCGUGGCAGCUGAAGAUAUUAGCAUCAAGAAUCAAAAUGCUCAAGAAUCCUUCAUCAGUUCACACUGGAAUAUAAGCGAAGACACCAUGCCACAGAGGAGACCAUCGCCCUUGAACAUAAAAUAUUUUGGGGGGAAUGCAUCUAACAUCUCCAUAAAGACAGCGAGGAAGCCGGACUCAGAGGUAUCAUAUUAUUGUGCGAAUUGUGAUAGGAUACUAUUUUGACAUGUCGCGGAAGAGUUCAGAUAACGCUAUGAUUCGAUUGCGGAGGAUGUCUAUGGCUAAGAACAGCGAAACGGUGAAGGUGGUAGUCCGAUGCCGCCCCAUGCAAAAGAAAGAGGAGGCGAUGAAUCAUGAGAAAAUAGUGGAGGUAGAUGUCAAUUUGGGACAGCUUAGGGUGCGUAAUCCGAGGGCGCAGCCUGGGGCAAUCAUGAAAACAUUUACAUUCGAUGCGGUGUAUGACAUGGCCUCCUCCCAAAUUGACCUGUAUGACUACACAUGUAAACCCCUUGUGGACUCGGUUCUUCUUGGUUUCAAUGGAACUAUAUUUGCCUAUGGACAGACGGGGACAGGUAAAACAUACACAAUGCAGGGUUCGCCCGAGCCUGAAAAGCGUGGAGUCAUUCCAAAUUCAUUUCAUCACAUUUUCACACAUAUAUCCAGAUCUCAAAACCAACGGUAUCUAGUGCGUGUCUCCUACAUAGAAAUUUAUCAGGAAGAGAUCCGGGACCUGUUGUGCAAAGACAACAACAAGAAACUUGAACUCAAAGAGAAUCCUGAUUCUGGUGUGUAUGUGAAAGACCUCUUGUCAGUGGUGACUAAAAGCAUACAAGAAAUUGAACAUGUUAUGGACUUGGGGAACCAAUCUCGGUCUGUAGGUUUCACUAAGAUGAAUGAGCGCAGUUCUCGGUCACACGCCAUCUUCAUUGUCACCAUCGAAUGCAGUGAGACAGGCUUGGAUGGUGAAGAUCACAUCCGUGUAGGAAAACUUAACAUGGUGGAUCUGGCAGGCAGUGAGCGUCAAAGUAAGACCGGGGCAAAAGGAAAGCGCUUCAAGGAGGCUGCAAAGAUCAACCUGUCCCUGUCUGCUCUGGGCAAUGUCAUAUCAGCCCUGGUGGAUGGCUCGAGCACCCAUGUCCCAUACAGAGACUCCAAACUCACACGGCUGCUGCAGGACUCUCUCGGGGGCAACUCCAAAACAGUAAUGGUGGCCACCAUUGGCCCCGCAUCCUGUAACUACGAGGAGACCAUCACAACCCUGCGGUACGCCAACCGGGCCAAGAACAUCAAGAACAAGCCGCGAAUAAACGAGGACCCCAAAGAGGCCCUGCUCAGGGAGUUCCAGGAGGAGAUUGCCCGUCUGAAAGCACAACUUGAAGAGCGAGGGAUGCUGGCUAAAGAGAGGAGGAGAAAGAGGAGAGACAGCAUCAGGAUGAAGAGAAGCCUGAGCAGUUGGGAGGUGGAGAAGCCGCAAGGGGGUUACGUGGACGUGGUGGAGACCGUGCAGGAGGAGAGGGAUGGAGACGAGACGGAGAGGAAAGCGGAAAAAAUAAAUUACAGGAAAAGUGUCAAUGGGAACUUAGAGAUGUUCCGCCUUCCUGAAGAGAAUGAGAAGACAGUAGAGGAGCUACAGAAAGAGCAAGAGGCCAUGGAACUCAUCAUAGAGAAAUAUAAGUCUAUGGAAAGCAAGCUGUUGGUUGGUGGUAAGAAUAUUGUGGACCACACUAAUGAGCAACAGAAAAUGUUGGAACUGAAAAGGCAAGAAAUUACAGAGCAGGUGAGACAGGAGAGGGAGAUGCAACAGCAGAUGUUUGAGCAGGACGAGGAAACAGUGGAGCUGAGGGAAACCUUCACAACCCUGCAACAAGAGGUUGAACUCAAGACCAAGAAACUGAAAAAGUUGUAUACAAGAUUGCAGCUGGUGAAGACUGAAAUCGGAGAUAUUAUCGAUGAGCAUGUUGCCACAAGACAGGAGCUGGAACAAACACAACACGAACUGAUCAGGGAGAUGAAGUUUAAGAAUUUGAUAAUAGAAAAUUUCAUCCCUCCCGAGGAGAAGAACAAAAUGAUGAAUAGACUACAGUAUGACAGUGAAGAGGACCAGUGGAAGAUGCUUCCCCUUAUUCCCUCAGAGACUCGCCGCUCUCGUGUUAAGCGAAGACCAGCAUCUGUGGUGGGGUACAAGCGGCCCAUCAGCCAGUACGCCCAGUCUGCAGCAGCCACAGGAGCGCCUCCAAGAUACAAGGCAGAGAACAUCAUGCUGCUGGAGCUGGACAUGACUCCACCAGCUAUGUUUCACCUGAACUUAAACGGGACCGAUCUGAUCAGCAGAGACCAACUCCCUGACUUUGUCCACCUUCGGAGGAGAGGCACUGCAACUCGAGUCAGGAAAUCACAAUCCUGGAAUCAGGCACCGUGCAUGCCCUCAACCUCCUCGGCCUGCUGGCUGGCUCCUGGGUCCCCUCGCUGUUCAGGUUCUCAGGGUGCCUGUGGGUCCACCCUUCCUGCUGAGAAAGAGGCCUAACUGAAUCAUCCACGGAUGGACUCCCUGCCUGUAUGCAUCCCUUCAUUCCAAACACAUAAUCUGCUUCCUCUCUAUUGCCAGGGAGAAAGGAAGCAAGACAGGCUUAAAUAGCUUUGCAUUUACUGUUUGUGUUAUUUUUUUUAUUAUUUCAAGCCAAGCAUUUGUAUUAUUUUGUAUUAUUUAAAACUGAGCAUUUUUUGCCUCUGCAGCUUUGUAAACAACGUUUUUAGAAGCUUUCGAUACUUGAAAAGCACAAGGGUGUCUGAAUGGCUUUAAACCAUUAUGCAUAAAAUUAGAUAUGGAAAAUGAACAGCAGCCUUUGUGAACGGUGCAAUGUCGAUCGAAUUAUAACUCAGUGGGUGAGAGCUUUGGUAAACAGCUUUAUUGUGGCCUGAUGUGUGUUUAUGUGGGCCAAAGCAUUUAAAUGGUUGUCUUCUUUUCCCUGUGAAUUGGGGAUGCAUUGUGUAUCUACGUUACAAUGUUACCUAGAAAGAAAUAGAAAAUAAUGUCCAAA